UAUGCGUUUUGCACGGCAAACCCGGAAGAGAAUACAUUGAGUUGCAAAUGUUAAGAUGUUUUCAGAACUAAUUGUGGAAAUUAUGUUGAUACAGUUUGUAUCAAGGACAACGUGUUUCGUUAACCUGGCUCACACCACUGCGCAAACACUUCAGGGAAAUGCAGCAAUGAAUAAAUCGCCUUUCAAAUCCGAGUGGAAUGCUCAGCGUGCAGUUGAUGGAAGUACAGACCAGCUUUAUUCAGAUAAUUCUUGUGCAAUUACUUCACUUUAUUCUGAACCUCUGUGGUGGAAGGUGUGGUUAACCAGGAAAUUUAAUAUCGCUUAUUUGGAAAUAUACCUUAGAGCAGAUACAUAUAAGAGAUCUACAGGAUUCCAUAUUUACACAUAUGACGAUGAAUCGUUUACGCCACCAUAUGGCGUUACAGGAAGUCUAGUGUAUCACCACAAUCCAAUGUCGGACUGUCCGGAUCCAAUAAUGAACAUCACAGUGAACAGAGUAGCACGGGGUGUAGCAUUUUACAACGAACGCCCACUGGGAUUCUCCACAUCAUGUCCAGGUGUAGAUGCAAGCAAGACGUCUCUGGAUAUUUGUGAAGUGAAAGUAAUGGGUUGUGAUGCUACUCGAUAUCAUCCUGGAUGUACCAAGGCAUGUCCAACUAAAUGUAAAGAUUCCCAUUGUGAUGCCUUCAAUGGAUCAUGUAUUUAUGGAUGUGCUUCCCCCACAGCUGUUACCACAAACUGUACAGAAUGUGCUGUGAAUACCUAUGUAUCAAGUGGAACCUGCGUCCGUUGUGUAAACUGUAAAGGUGACAUUCCAUGUAAUAGAACAAAUGGACGGUGUGACAAUGGCUGUGAUAAACAGUGGAUCGGGGACACGUGUAAACUUUGCAGGUCAGGAUUCUAUGGAGAUGAUUGCAACCAACACUGUGGGAAAUGUAAAUCAGGAACAGUUUGUCACAACUAUACUGGACUGUGUCCACAAGGAUGUCAGGAGAACUGGAAUGGUACCAGAUGUGAUGUUUGCAGGUCAGGAUUAUAUGGAGGUGAUUGUAACCAGCAAUGUGGGAAAUGUAAAUCAGCAACUGUUUGUAACAAUGCCAACGGAAACUGCACACAGGGGUGUCAGGGGAAUUGGGAUGGUAUCAGAUGUGAUGUGUGCCCUGUGAAUCACUACGUAUUGAAUGGAGACUGUAUCCAGUGUGGACACUGUAGAGGUGACAGUCCAUGUAACAGAACAACAGGAAGAUGUGAUGAUGGUUGUGAAAAUCAAUGGCUGGAAGACAUAUGCAAGAUUUGUAGGUCAGGAUUCUAUGGAGGAGAUUGUAACCAGCAAUGUGGAAACUGUAAAUCGGGAACUGUUUGUCACAAUGUAACUGGAGUCUGUCCACAAGGAUGUCAGGGGAAUUGGAGUGGUACCAGAUGUGAUGUUUGUAGGCCAGGAUUUUAUGGAGGUGAUUGUGACCAGCGAUGUGGAAAAUGUAAAUCAAGAACUAUCUGUAAAGAUGAUACUGGCUACUGUCCACAAGGAUGUCGAGACAAUUGGAGUGGUCCUAGAUGUGAUGUUUGUAGGCCACUAUUUUAUGGAGGUGAUUGUGACCAGCGAUGCGGAAAAUGUAAAUCAGGAACUAUCUGUAAAGAUGACACUGGAUUCUGUCCACAAGGAUGUCAAGACAAUUGGAGUGGUCCUAGAUGUGAUGAGUGUAUCCCUUACAAGUAUGGACCUAAUUGUGCCUUUGAUUGUGGGCAUUGUAAAGAUGGACGUCCUUGUUCAGCAGGGAAUGGAAGUUGUCUUAAUGGUUGUGAAGAAGGAUGGGAAGAUAUAUCUUGUCUGAAAGUAUUGUCCAAACUGGAUAGGCAAGAGUUUACUAACAGCGACAAAAGUCCCGUCAACGGAUUGUACGUAGCUAUUGGAAUAUUAUCAACACUUCUCAUCGUAACCGUCACAGUUCUAGUGUAUAAAUUUCGAAAACAGAGACAGCAACCCUCUCAAAGACAUGACAAUAACCCGCCACAAAACUUUGUUAAUCAUAUAGAAAUGGAGGAAACACACGAUUACGAUAAACUAGGCGUCAGGGAUACGGAUGAGUACCAGGAACUACCACCCAUUGUUGCUGACCAACCUCCACAGGAGAAACAUGCGUCAGACUCGAACUACAUUAAUUCUACACUACGAUAGAAAGGGAAUUGCAUGCAUCACAUACAUGUACCCCCAAGAAGAAUACAACUACAAUCUUGAAUCAUACAUACCUGAUAUUUUAUUUUAACUAUUACAUUCUUAUCUCUGGAUAUGACAUAUUUUUAUCCUACGGUGUUUUCAUUUGUUUAACAGUGAAUCAUGGGAGUUAUAUUCACCUUUUUUCUCAGUUGUAAUAAAAAACAAAGACCCACCUUUGUACACAUUAAAACAGCAUGUAUG
Ostrea edulis (European flat oyster) is the source of this 2416-nucleotide messenger RNA. RefSeq names its product multiple epidermal growth factor-like domains protein 10. The record is from RefSeq and is a predicted model, not a curated record. Gene Ontology annotation, molecular function: scavenger receptor activity. The transcript has 14 exons. The coding region runs from base 56 to 2176 and encodes 706 amino acids. NCBI's taxonomy places the organism in Eukaryota, Metazoa, Mollusca, Bivalvia, Ostreida, Ostreidae.